Messenger RNA from Dromaius novaehollandiae (emu), 14159 nucleotides. It is a transcript of the gene EML5, whose product is annotated as EMAP like 5. Bases 2930 to 7882 code for a protein of 1650 amino acids. The transcript has 37 exons. The record is from RefSeq and is a predicted model, not a curated record. Gene Ontology annotation, molecular function: microtubule binding. NCBI's taxonomy places the organism in Eukaryota, Metazoa, Chordata, Aves, Casuariiformes, Dromaiidae.
UCAGGUAGGAAAACUGUCACUGUUCUGAACAGAAAAGACUUCUUAAAAAAAAAUUGGUUUCAUGUAUUUUAAUAUGAAUUAUCUGCCAGAUGAGAAAUCGUUUGUUUUGAUGAUGCCCACCGAUGUGAAGAUCGCAUAGUCCUUCAAAGAUAUGCAAAAUAUCGUAAAGAAGUUGUAGACACAGAGAUUAAACUUUCUUCUUCUGAGCUAGUAAAAUGCAUGUUUUCCCUACAGUACAGCAGGUUUUACCAAGGAACAGUAAUGCUGAAAGAGAACUUUGAAGACACAGUGAGGUCUAUGAUGAAAAAUAGCAGAGUGCAGAAAUUGCCUUACAUACUUAGCCAGAUUUUUAGCAAAACUAUUUGGAAACACUAAUUUACACUUUAAUAGUAUUUAGAACUCUGCCUAGAUAUACCAAAUAUAUGAUAAAGGAUGACUUCAGUUUAUGGUUUAUGUCACACUAAAACGUUACAUCUAGCAAUUUACAGCAUAUUUAACAUUAUUGUCCUAGAUAUUGUUGCUGUAGUAAUUCAGGAAAAUAAAACAAACUUAUACUGCAACACUGAUGUCACUUACAAUAUUGCUUUCACUGGCAUUAGUUCCCCCUGCCCCAGUCAUUUUGCUCUGAUCUUUUCUAAGGUCUUGCCAAGAAUUUGGCAUGUGGUGCAGUGUCUGAAGACAAUCAGAUACAUCAGUGGCAAUAAAAUUGAUUACAAACAAGUAAAAUAAAUAUUUGUAUUCUGUAAUUGGUUUGGAAAUCCCAUCAAGAUUGUCAAAUAUUCCAACAAGAUUGAAUGCAGUCCGUUUUAAAUGCCCUGGAGUAUAGUUACUGUUGUGGCUGGGACAGUUUAAAAGAAAUAAUUGCUUCAGUCUCCAAAGAAAGGACAAGCAUAUCCAUAUUCAUACUUUCUUUACUUCAUAGGAAGAUAGACUCAUUUUCUGUCUCCAAUACUUUAUAAACCUACUCCAUAGCUGACUUUUUCUGGAUAAUCAUUUCUGUUUCGGUGAUAUCUGACAGAUUUAUUUCAAAGCAUUAAAAAAUCACAAAUGCAUUAUUUCUAAAUACAGUAAUUGCAUGUUAGGAUUGUAUUGAAACCCUAAUUAGUGUUUCACAGUAGUGUGUACAUAAUUGGAUUUGCGUCUUCAAAUUAGGAAAAUUAAAUCUAGUUUUCAAUAUAUUUGUCAAGAGUAAAGGAAAAAUAUAUGUUUACAUUCAGCUAUGUUUCUGUCUUCUGGUACCCUAUUAACCAAUUAACUUAAUGUUCUUCGGAUAUAUGCCAGAUCUGUUAAUUAGAUUCUAAGUGAAUUUAUACAUUAUCAAAUGCAUUUUGAAAUGAAGCUAUUCUGCUGUUGUGUCUCAUUUUCAAAAUGCUACUAGUAUCAGUGCAUCUGUCAUUUCUGCUAUUGUUAAUUAAUAGUUUUCCUUCAAAACAAUCUAUCUGUAGAUACUUUCUCUUUCAGUAGUUUAUUUAACUGUAGCCCCCUUUAAGUCUCUAACAAAAUUAGAUGUCUUUUCAUUUUAGCAAUAAGAAUAAAUAAUGUAGUGUAGCAGUGGCUGUUGUAAUAAAAUUGUGAAACAUUUGUUAUAAUUUUGUCAGUUGCCUCCAGUUUUUUUUCUUUUGAGCAUAAACAGAUGUCUAUCUUCAAUAGGAAGUUUAAUGGUAAACUCAUACACCUUCACAGUGUUAAAAUUUCCUAUAGUUUGAACAACCACAGAACAUAGUUUGUAUGAGAACUAAUAUAAGAACUAUAUAAGAAUUUGACUUUUGCCAAGGAAAAUAUCCCAAAGCCAAAAUUGUGUUUUGCCACUAGUGUAAAAAUCCAUCCAGAUUUGGAAAAGAUAUAAUUGGGGCAACUGGAACAGAAAGGGAAAUCUGUUUGCUGGUAUAUGUAUUAGAAGCUUUGGUAGGCUUACUUUUGAAUUUGCUACAUUUCUCAUUUCUAUUGUGUGUAGUUGAAAGCUUCAUUUCUUUCCCUGUUUUUUUUCUUUCAAACUUCAUCUCCACUCCAAAUGGUCUCCUUUGCUUUCAACAGAACAGACUCUUGCCAGGAGCUCUGCUGAAUUCUUCUUGAUCAGUUGUGAGAACUCUACCUCAUCUUGCUUGACUUGUCAAAUGCCUGUAGCACAGCUAACAGUUUUUAUUAAAAUCAUAUCUUUCUUAAAUUCAGUCUCCUGAAUCUUCUCCCUUUGGUCUUUUACACUGCUGAUUAUUUUUACCAUAUCCCUUUGAGGAUUGCCUUCAUGACCUCUCCUUCUAUUCAUUUUCUUAGCUGCAUUCUGUGCUUCUCCUGUACCUUAUCUGUGGGUAAUUUUAUCUGCACAUGCAGACUCAAGUACCAUAUCUGUAUGGGUGGCUCACAGAGCUGUCUGUUGACUCUAGAUAUAUCUCUUUCCAACCAGACUGUUUUCAAAAAUAUCUGUGUCUGCCACAAGAAGCUCCAUAUUACUAAAACAGAUCUCUUAAUCAAACAUCCUGGUUAUUUCUUUCUUUAUUUUUUAAUAGCUGUAGACAAUGUAGCCAUAUAAUGUCUAGAUCAUGGGAGUGAAUGACAGGUUUGUAAUGCCAAUAUUCACCAGUGCAGCACAGUAGGAACAAAUGUGUAAAGCGAACAGUUGAUGCUGAAGGCUUGAUGUCCAUAAUAUAUAUUCAUUUUGAGGGACGUUUAAUUGAAUUACCGCUGGUCUGGUUCUGUGGACUGAACGUUGCUUAGCAGUUGGAGCGAAUUUAAUGCACUCCUGGAGCACAUCUUUCAGUUCGGUUUCACGUGGAAGAAAUCUUGUUUGUGCACUCAGAGGCUGUUCUGGGGCGCAAAGCAUGGUCUCUCUGUAAGAAGUGUGUGCUGGAGAGGAGACCAUAUACUAGUUGGGACACAAGACAGUGAAAUUUUUGAGAUUGUGGUGCAUGAACGUAAUAAGCCUUUCCUGAUAAUGCAGGGGCACUGUGAAGGAGAGCUGUGGGCUUUGGCUGUCCAUCCUACUAAACCAUUAGCAAUGACUGGAAGUGACGAUCGAUCAGUCAGAAUUUGGAGUUUGAUAGACCAUGCUCUGAUUGCCCGGUGCAAUAUGGAGGAACCAAUUCGCUGUGCAGCGGUUAGUACUGAUGGAAUCCAUCUUGCACUUGGAAUGAAGGACGGCUCCUUCACUGUGCUUCGAGUCAGAGAUAUGACUGAGGUUGUUCAUAUCAAAGACAGGAAAGAAGCUAUUCAUGAACUGAAAUAUUCACCAGAUGGAAAUUUCCUAGCUGUUGGUUCCAAUGACAGCUCUGUGGAUAUAUAUGGUGUUGUUCAGCGAUACAAAAAAGUUGGGGAAUGUAUUGGAUCUUUAAGUUUCAUCACCCAUAUGGAUUGGUCUUCAGACAGUAAAUAUUUACAGACCAAUGAUGGCAAUGGGAAAAGACUUUUUUACAGGAUGCCAAGUGGAAAAGAAGUAACAAACAAGGAAGAAUUAAAAGGCAUUCAGUGGGCAUCAUGGACCUGUGUUUCUGGCCUUGAAGUUAAUGGAAUCUGGCCCAAAUAUUCAGAUAUAAAUGAUAUAAAUUCUGUAGAUGCAAAUUUUAUUGGGCAAGUUUUGGUUACAGCUGAUGAUUAUGGAAUAGUAAAACUCUUUCGAUACCCAUGUCUAAGAAAAGGAGCAAAGUUUAAAAAAUAUCUUGGACAUUCUGCUCAUGUGACAAAUGUCAGGUGGUCCCAUGAUCACCAGUGGGUAGUUUCCAUUGGAGGAGCUGAUCAUUCUGUCUUUCAGUGGAAAUUUGUCCCUGAUCGGAAGUUGAAGGACUCUCUUCAUAUAGCACCCCAAGAGAGUCUGGUUGAUUCUAAUAGUGAUGAAUCAGAUUCAGAUCAGUCUGAUGUUCCAGAGCUGGACUCUGAAAUUGAGCAAGAGACACAGAUCACCUAUCGUCGACAGGUUUACAAAGAAGAUCUACCUCAACUUAAAGAGCAAUGCAAAGAAAAAAGAAAAAGUGCAGCUUCUAAGAGACGAGAGAGAGCUCCAGGGAACAGUAUAAGAUUACAUUUUGUUCAUGGUUACAGAGGUUACGACUGCCGAAGCAACUUAUUUUACACUCAGACGGGUGAGAUCGUGUACCAUGUUGCAGCAGUGGGCGUGGUGUAUAAUCGGCAGCAGAACACCCAGCGCUUUUAUCUGGGUCACGAUGAUGACAUCCUCUGCCUGGCUAUUCAUCCCUUAAAGGACUACGUGGCAACAGGCCAGGUUGGUAGAGAUUCCUCAAUACACAUUUGGGAUACAGAAACAAUAAAACCACUGUCGGUAUUAAAGGGCUAUCACCAGUAUGGUGUUUGUGCUGUUGAUUUUUCAGCGGAUGGGAAACGCUUGGCUUCUGUUGGAAUAGAUGACAAUCAUACUAUUGUACUCUGGGACUGGAAGAAAGGAGAGAAGCUUUCAGCAGUAAGGGGAAGUAAAGAUAAAAUUUUUGUUGUUAAGAUUAAUCCUUAUAUGCCUGAUAAAUUGAUUACAGUUGGAAUUAAACACAUGAAAUUCUGGCGCAGAGCAGGUGGGGGACUCAUUGGGAGAAAGGGCUGCAUCGGUGCAAUGGGAAGAACUGACACUAUGAUGUGUGCAGUGUAUGGCUGGACUGAAGAGAUGGCCUUCUCUGGGACUUCCACAGGAGAUGUGUGCAUUUGGAGAGACGUGUUUCUCAUAAAAACUGUCAAAGCACAUGAUGGUCCUGUGUUCAGCAUGCAUGCGUUAGAAAAAGGGUUUGUCACUGGAGGAAAGGACGGGGUAGUAGCUCUCUGGGACGAUACCUUUGAGCGCUGUCUCAAAACCUAUGCCAUCAAAAGGGCUGCUUUGGCCCCUGGGUCUAAAGGUCUCCUCUUAGAAGAUAAUCCUUCUAUACGUGCCAUAUCUUUAGGACAUGGUCAUAUUUUAGUGGGCACAAAGAAUGGUGAAAUAUUGGAGGUGGAUAAAAGUGGGCCAAUAACACUGCUGGUUCAGGGUCACAUGGAGGGGGAAGUUUGGGGUCUAGCUACUCAUCCUCAUUUACCUAUUUGUGCCACUGUAAGUGAUGACAAAACCUUAAGAAUAUGGGAUUUAUCUCCUAGCCAUUGUAUGUUAGCUGUUCGCAAAUUGAAGAAGGGAGGCAGAUGUUGCUGCUUUUCUCCUGAUGGAAAGGCAUUAGCUGUUGGUCUCAAUGACGGAAGUUUUUUGAUAGUUAAUGCAGAUACUCUGGAGGAUCUAGUCUCCUUCCACCACAGAAAAGAUGUUAUUUCAGAGAUCCGAUUUUCUCCUGGGGCUGGAAAGUACUUAGCUGUGGCAUCAUGUGAUAACUUUGUAGAUAUUUACAAUGUAAUGAGCAGUAAGCGAGUAGGAAUCUGCAAGGGAGCCUCCAGCUAUAUAACACACAUGGACUGGGAUGUAAGAGGGAAGCUUUUGCAAGUGAACACUGGUGCUAAAGAGCAGUUGUUUUUUGAAGCUCCUCGUGGAAAGAAACAGACAAUUCCUAGUUUGGAGGUAGAAAAGAUUGGUUGGGCAUCAUGGACAAGUGUUCUGGGCUCCUGCUGUGAAGGAAUCUGGCCAAUAAUUGGUGAAGUCACGGAUGUAACUUCUUCAUGCCUUACUAGCGAUAGUAAAGUAUUAGCCACAGGAGAUGAUUUUGGAUUUGUGAAACUGUUUCGAUACCCUGCUAAAGGAAAGUUUGGAAAAUUUAAGAGGUAUGUGGCCCACAGUACCCAUGUAACAAAUGUCCGUUGGACCUAUGAUGACAGUUUGUUGGUCACUGUUGGAGGAGCAGACACCUCUUUAAUGUUGUGGACUUAUGAGAUGGAAGGACAUCGGGAUAGCAGAGAGUGUGACAGCGAAGAGUCUGAUCUAGAUUCUGAAGAAGAUGGAGGCUAUGACAGUGAUGUGACAAGGGAAAAUGAAAUUAAUUACACCAUCAAAGCCUUAUCAACAAACAUUAGACCAAUGUUUGGAAUUAAGCCUCAUCUGCAACAAAAGGAGCCAACAUUAGAUGAAAGACCACCAGUUAGUAGGGCAUUGCCACAGCCUGAGAAACUUCAGACAAAUAAUGUUGGGAAAAAAAAGAGGCCUAUAGAGGACCUAAUUUUGGAGCUGGUAUUUGGGUACCGAGGCAAGGACUGCAGGAACAACGUGCACUAUUUGAAUGAUGGUGCUGAUGUAAUUUAUCAUACUGCAUCUAUUGGGAUCUUGUAUAAUGUGGCAACAGGCUCUCAGUCCUUUUACCAGGAACACAAUGAUGAUAUUCUGUGCCUCACUGUAAAUCAGCACCCCAAGUUUACCAACAUAGUGGCAACUGGCCAAGUAGGAGACUCAGCAGAUAUGUCAGCUACAGCCCCUUCUAUCCAUGUGUGGGAUGCAAUGAACAAACAGACGUUAUCGGUACUGCGGUGCUACCAUUCAAAGGGAGUUUGCUCAGUCAGUUUCAGUGCCACUGGCAAACUACUGCUGUCUGUAGGGCUGGAUCCUGAACAUACCAUUACCAUUUGGAAAUGGCAGGAAGGUGCCAAAAUUGCCAGCCGAGCUGGUCAUAACCAACGUAUAUUUGUAGCAGAAUUCAGACCAGAUUCAGACACCCAGUUUGUUUCUGUGGGAGUAAAACACGUGAGGUUCUGGACACUGGCUGGAAGAGCUCUUCUCAGUAAAAAAGGGCUGCUGAGUUCCAUAGAAGAUGCCCGAAUGCAGACGAUGCUAUCUGUAGCUUUCGGAGCUAAUAACUUGACAUUUACAGGUACUAUCAGUGGAGAUGUUUGUGUUUGGAAAGAUCAUGUACUGAUACGAAUUGUGGCCAAAGCUCACAAUGGACCUGUUUUCACAAUGUAUACUACAUUAAGAGAUGGUUUGAUCGUUACAGGAGGCAAGGAAAGACCAUCAAAGGAAGGGGGAGCAGUUAAACUAUGGGAUCAAGAGCUGAAACGAUGUCGUGCCUUCAGACUGGAGACAGGACAAAUGACUGACUGCGUUCGCUCCGUUUGUAGAGGCAAGGGAAAAAUUCUUGUUGGGACAAGGAAUGCUGAAAUAAUCGAAGUUGGAGAGAAAAAUGCUGCAUGUAACAUACUCAUUAAUGGUCAUAUGGAUGGACCAAUCUGGGGUCUGGCAACACAUCCUUCCAGAGAUUUUUUCCUUUCUGCUGCAGAAGAUGGCACAGUAAGACUCUGGGAUAUUGCUGAAAAGAAGAUGCUGAACAAAGUCAGUUUAGGACACGCAGCUCGUACUGUUUGUUACAGCCCAGAAGGUGAUAUGGUAGCUAUUGGCAUGAAAAAUGGAGAAUUUAUUAUCUUGCUUGUGACCUCUCUAAAAAUAUGGGGGAAAAAAAGGGACAGAAGAUCAGCUAUUCAGGAUAUCAGGUUUAGCCCAGAUUCUCGUUACUUAGCGGUGGGUUCCAGCGAGAAUGCGGUGGAUUUUUAUGAUCUGACCUUGGGUCCCACACUAAAUCGAGUCAGCUACUGCAAAGAUAUCCCAAGCUUCGUGAUCCAGAUGGACUUCUCUGCAGAUAGCUCUUAUCUUCAGGUCUCUACUGGGUCUUAUAAAAGGCAAGUCUAUGAAGUGCCUUCAGGAAAACAGCUUGUGGAUCAGGCUGUGAUUGACAGAAUAACGUGGGCUACUUGGACCAGUGUCCUAGGGGAUGAAGUAAUUGGAAUCUGGUCCAGGCAUGCUGAAAAAGCUGAUGUAAACUGUGCCUGUGUGUCUCAUUCGGGAAUCAACCUUGUCACGGGUGAUGAUUUUGGCAUGGUCAAACUCUUUGACUUUCCAUGUCCUGAAAAAUUUGCAAAACACAAACGAUUUUUAGGGCACUCAGCCCAUUUGACUAAUAUUCGCUUUACAAGUGGAGAUAGAUACGUUGUUAGUGCUGGAGGGGAUGACUGCAGCUUAUUUGUUUGGAAAUGUGUGCAUAUGCCUCACUGAGAGAGAGAUGGAGACUUGCCAAGAGGACACUGCAUGAAGUAACAGGCAUGAAACGCCCAGGAUUGCAAUGUGACAUUCUGCUGUGCCCUGCAUGCUUGAGAAAUGGUGCUGAUCCAAGACACAGAGUGAUCUGUCUCUGCAAGACAGUGUCUAGAGUCUAUCAGAAGGAUGGACUGUAACAAAUAUGCUGAGGCCAUUAGAUUUGCUUCAGCACUGGAUAAUCCUUGUUUGUAUUUCACCCACUGCCAGAUGUUGAAAAAGAAAUACGUGGAUAAAAGGAAAAAGUGAGUGGUUAAUCAAUGUACAGUUUUCACAGUAAGAUCCUGGAUUUUUAAUCAAGAGAUGUUAUUUCUGACCUAGUGCUGUACAUUGUCUAUUUUCAGCAUGAAUGUUUUUCCUUUAAGUUUUGGGGUCUGAAUAUCAUUGAAAAAAAGAGUAUUCCAUAUUUUAUUACUGAAAGAAAACGUAUAUUAACUCUGAAGAAUAUAAUAUUUUAAUAAAUGGUUAAAUAUUAAAAUGGAAAAUGAUAUUUCUGUGACUGGUCAAAAAAGGAAAAAUCAUCUGGCAAAGCAAAAAAAAAAAAAAAAAAAAGACAGAGCUGAUUCCUUAGGACUUAAGUUUUUCUGUAUUUAGAGGCCUGGGUCACAAUCAUGUCUGGUGAAAGCUGUUGGAUAUGCAUGAUCUUCAUGGCUAAUUUAGUGUUUUUGUUGCACUUAAACAUUAAAUUAGUUCUGUGAGUAAAAAUAGAUUUGCUCACUUUGCGAGUGCCUUGCCCACAACCUAAAAGUCUAACUCCAGUUUUUGCCUUUGAAUAAAUGUAUUCUCGUGGAAGAAAGAUUUUUGCUGUGUUGCUUGAGUGGGCUGCUAGCCUCUAUGGUGAAAAUGUGAACGAGGGUGAGGAUUUUAGUCUUCAUGACUGAUAAAGCUUGGGGUGUCACCAGUUGCAAAAAUAGAAUUUCAUAGCAAUAUGAAUUGAAUUUAUUUUCUCAGCAUCAUAGGGGGGAUUCAGAGAGAAUAUAAACUUUCCAAACAUUUUAUUUUGUAUGUUCAGACUUUUUAAAAGAAUUGGGACUAGCUGGGUGAGAUCUUUACUUAGAUUUCUCUCCUGAUUGUAAAAACAUCCAAUCAUAUGCUUCUUUAAAUGGACCUACUGUCACCUCUAGCAUAAGUGCAUUUAUUCUGUACUGCAACAUAACAGAGACUGUAGGAUGAAAAAAUAUUACAGUGAUGAUAAAAACCUGUACCAAGUUACGUUUUGGGUACAAGUGAGGAAGAUUACAUCAGCUGUCUAAAUCAUGUUGUCGUGAUGCAUUGCAGACUAAACCUGUUUUUUAAUCAGUGCAGUUAUUUUUCAUGCAACAUAGAAGGAAACAGAAGUAAUAAUUUAUCUCUGCAGUUAUCAUCACUACUCUUGUAAUGGCAGUUUGCUGUGAACAUAAAGCAGUUCUUGUCUAUGUAAGUCAGUGUUGCUUUAAGGGUGGCAUUUGUUUAGGUCAGUCAGCAGGCUUGAUAUUAUUCACCUCUUGCAUUCUCUUAUGCCAGAUAAAAGUAAAAAUGAAAUAAGCCUCCUCUCUUCUUGUAAGCAUCUUGCAUGGAUGGUGGUGAUAGAGGGAAUGGGAGGGCUUGUAUAUAUGAGGAAAAAGAAAAUGAGCCAGACUUCUGUGCUCUCCUGUGUCCAAAACUCUUGUUAUGCACUAUACAAAGCUAGUUACCCAACAGUUUUAGAGAAUAUAUUUUAUAUAUCAAACUAUAACAGAUACUUAUUUUAAAGAAGAAGAACUAAACUAUUAUCAGGUUUCUCGGCAUGAUGAUUCUUAGCAAAGUCUUGCCAGUCAUGCAGCUGCUAUUCUACAGGCACAAAAAAAAUUGGUGGAUUUGGUCAUGACCGUACAGGGAGAUUUAUCAGUAGCAUUUUUGACUUUAGGGGAACUGCAGCUGAGAAUUGAGAUUAGACUUGGUCCGUUUCAUAACCUUGUUGCCUGAUGAUGUUAUGUGAAAAUUAGUAAUUGGUAUUUAAAUGUUACCUAUGCCAGAGAAAUCAAUUGUUCUAUCUCUUGUUAGAUGCAUCUAAGCAGGAGCUCUUGACUUGAAGAUUUGUCCUGCCUCUAAUUUAAGGUUGCCUUUCAUCAGUUGGAGUUGGAUGGCUGUUAACAGCUCCCUCAUAGCCUGUCCUCCACAGACUGCCAGAUCAAAGUUCCUUUUCUGCCUCUUCGAGUUUUCCCCUCAAAAUCCUAGGCUCAGUAUCUCCCAACACAUGAUUUUUGUAGGCCUUCAUCCAGUGAAGGAAGUAUGGGCCAUCAGGAGGUUUGUUCCUCUGAUCCCCGUAUUUCCCCACUGUAUCAUCACUCUAGUCAUCUCUUCCCUCCUGCCCCUUGCCGCAGUCAUUAAUACUGUUGCUCUAGCUGUGCCUCUCCUCUGAUAAUUUGCCCAGUGGUGCUUUCGCCCUGAGGAAUCUCAGCUGCCGCGUCGGAGGUGGAGUGCGAGUGAGAAGUCGAGGGGCGACCUGCGGCAGGGCUGCGUGCGGCAGAGCAGGGCUGCUAGCUGUGGUUCGCAGUGCUGAGCCUCCAGCUCCUCCUCCUGCUUCAUCCUCUUCCAAACCUCACUGGAACUGUAAAGGGCUGGGUGGGAGCUGGAAGCUCAAGAGCUAUUUAAAAACAAAGCUACCAGCCUCAUUCCUCCUAUUGCAGCCAAUUUGGCAGCUAGUAUUUUCCCUGAUGGCCCCGCCAGUGGUUUGUCGGGUGGAUUGUGGUCAGCCAGCUGGAAGUGGCCAUGAGUGGUGAGGAGAGCAGCGGCACAGGCCGAGUUGCAGCUUUCUUGCUGAAGGCUGUUUGGGACGCAGUUUGUGUGACAAGAUGCCAGAUACAGCUGGCUGUAACCACAGUUAAAGGUGGCAGCUUUGCUGUCUUUUUGGUCAGAUUUGCCCCCGAUGGUGCUUGCUGUUGUGCCUCCUUUGCUGUUUACAUUAAGUGCUGUUGUAGUUACUUGCUAAUCAUUGCCAGCCAGAGUGGCGAGUGGUUAGAGCAGGUGUAUACCAGAGCAGAGCGUCCAUUUUGGGGGACACUGGGACAUUGCGAUUGCUUGUUCAGAAAAAAAGGCAGAGGACGACAUGCACCAGUAUAUCAGGAAAGAAGCUAGAACGGGAAGGGAUUGGUGAUAGACUUUCCUGUGGGAGCAUCAGAGAGACGUAGCGUGGGCCGAAAGGCUUUAUCUGAAACCAGAGAUUUUGCAGCCCUAAAGAAAGGGAGGCAAAAGUUCUGUGUAAGAUUCACCUGCUCUUUCUGGAUGAUUUGGUUUUCUGGCUUAAUUAUUUUUCUAACUCUCUUUUCUAGUUGUCAGCAAACACAAAUCUGUGAGAUCUUUAAAGUCAGCAAUAUCUUUUUUGUAAUAACAGAAAUAAACUAGAUUAAAGCAAAAUGCCAUUUUACUUAAAAACAAGUGUGCUCUUGAAAGCUAUUUAAAUAACGUUAGGAAAAAAGAGAUGAAGAGAAGGAAAAUCCAGCUUAUAAGAACAUACAAAAAUGAAAAAUAAAUAUAUUUAGAAUUGAAAAUUAGCAUAGUGCAGGAGCUGAGGAAAACAGUUUAGAUUAGGAUAGAGAGAACUAAUUAGCCAAAUGUAUUGAAUCAUUUAGACUUGAAAUCUUAAAUUUCUCAUUCUUAAAGAGACAAGUCAUCCUAUAUCACUUUUUGAUUUUGACAGGGAAGGCAAGGGACAAUGUAAAACCAAGGAUACAAGAAAGCAUUUCAGAAAAUUAAGGCAACUUCAUCACUUCGUUUGAUAGUUGAAAGCAAGCAUGCAGUCAGAUCAACUUCUGAUAUUGCUCAAUAUCAGGAUUUCAGUUUUAACAGAAUUUUCAUUUCAGAACAGCUCAGAAAUUUAUGCAAGUCUGGUUAAAGCAGACUUGGACUCAUACCAUCAGAAAGCAGACACGCUGCAGACAAGUAUCUCCUGGAUCCAGAAGCUAGAUCAGAAUAAAGGACUUCAGUACCUAGGGCAGGACUUUGAGAGCAUUCAGGAGUGGCUUAGUUCAAUACUGCGAUCCCCUUUUCUCAGCUGCUGCCUAAACUCCGUAUUUGACUUUAAAGUUUGCCAAGGCAAACAGAGUCCUGCUCUUAACAAGCCCAGAAGUUCUCUCUGUGCUGCUCCAAACCUGCUGCCUGGAUUCCUCCCAGCAGUGCUUACCUUGCCGCUCGCACAUGGAUUUCACUGUCCACCUCCGCACUGGAGGACCUUAGCAGGUUUAGUCCAUACGUUGUAACAGUGUGAGAAGCUAAGGAACUUGGUUUCAAAUACUCUUCUUACAGAGGCAAGAUGAUGUGUUUCCCUAUUUCAUUAUCAGUGUCAAAGAUGUGACAAGCCUUAAUCUUUUCUUUUUUCUAUUCAUUAUCGUAGAGUAUAGGCAAAUGUCUUUUUCUCAGUAUUUUGGACAAAGUGAAUCAUCCUAUCUAUAGUCUCCAUAGAGAAAGGGAAGAAAGAUUGCAAGUCGCAUAAUAAAUUGUCACACCAGUCAUGAUUUUUUGUUUUAGCAUCACUAGCUGCAUUGCGCGUACAUAUUCUUCCAUUCUCAGAGUUUUCUUAUGCUUCCUUGCAAUCUGCUCUGUUUUCCUAAAGCACUGCUGGAUUUUACUUCUGGAUAGAUACAUGAGCUUGCCAAAGCCUACUAUGCAUUUUUUAUACCAGUCACUGUGGUAUGGUCAGACCAAACCCUUUUCUUUGGUUCUCUCCAGCUUCUGAUCUGGAAUCAACCUUACUUUCAAACUUAAAUUCCGUAUAUCUUAUUUCAGAAAAGUGAAUGGCUUUAGGUGUAUAGUAUGCAUAAAUGCCACAAUUGAUUUCCUUGCCAAAAUCAUUCAUAAGUAACUAAAAAUAACCUAGGAGGGGGGUUCCUGGUCUAUUUGAUGAUGAAACAGAUAACCACUCACUGACUCCUUCCCAGGUUACCUACGGAAUAUCAGUCAUAAUCUUGAUCUAUCAUUUGUUAGCUCUAUUAAUUAAACGAGGAAUCCAACCGAAUCACUUUUUCCUAUUAAAAAUAAAAAGGAACACAAGUUCUUUCCCCCUUUCAAUUGAAAAAGAAUGUGUAAGGUCUGAGCAUGGUGACAAUAGGCAAUUGUCAUCAUUUCUUGCCAUUUAUUAAAUUAGGGAAGAUGUGAUGGAGGAAGCAGCACCAUGGAACCAGUAAAUAUAAAUUUAGAGAAACAAAAGGAGAAAGGAAGGAAAAUGAAGGAAAGCUCAGAAAUAGGCAAAGGCAGGACUGACGUGCGGGGGGGUCAUACCAAUUACCAAUGGAUAGAAAACAUCCUCUUCAGCGGGAAACCAGUCAGUGGCUGGUGUUGGAGUGCAAGGAUGAGUGAGGAGUACUGAGUUGUGCAAACAGAGAAAGUAAUGCCCCGAGUUGGCUUCUGGAUGUCAGAGGAAAAGCCACACGCAAUUACCCUCCCUCUUUUUUUGGGGAAGAUGCAGCUGCUCCCAUACUAAACUAUGGGACAACUACUUAGUGCUGAAGUACAGCAGGUAAAACAGGUUUAUCACUGCUGGCAUUGUUCAUGUGUUGGCAGUGAAGAAAGUAAUACAAAUAAAUAUAAAAAUGCUGCGGAGUACUGAGAGCUCAGGUAAAAGAGUUUAGAAUGUAUUUAUUUUAAAAUGCUACUUAUCUUUCUCAUGUUAACCAAACAUGGGAUUAUGUUAAUUGGCCUCUUCUGAUAUUAUCCAUAUUUCAGUUUCCUGUGCAACUGUGUUUAAAUGCUUUCUUUAAACAAAAAAAUACUAAACCAAAGAAAUAUUUUAUUUUGCAAAACUCUCUGCAACCAACCUCUAUCAAUUACUGGCUCUUUUAUCUGUUUUCUAAUGAACCUUUACUCACAAGUUCUCAUUUCAGUUCCCAGACAUGCACAGAAUGCAUUUGUUCCAUUUAACACUAGGUACGCGCAGUUGAUGGACACAGAACAUGUAUCUGCAGAGGACAAUUCAAAUCAUACAUGGGCUGAAUUUCCCUUUAGUGGUUCCUUGUCUUAGGCCUCCAAAUAUAGGUAUAAUGUCAGGCAAGGUGAACGUAGGCCUAUGAAUACACAUCAGUAGAAAAAAAAAUCAUUAAGUUCUUGAUUAUCCCACAAGAAAUCAUUACAAAGUAAGGAAAUACUGAGAUAAACGUUAAAUAAAAAAAUCCAAACUCAUUACAGUUUCCAGUUAGGCAAUGAGCCUUGACUUUAUCAUGUAGCAACUCUUGGUAGGAAACAUACAGUUAAAAUCUGUGCAUGAAGAUCUGUGCUGAUUCUGCGC